Molecule: messenger RNA, 833 nt
Organism: Medioppia subpectinata
Lineage: Eukaryota; Metazoa; Arthropoda; Arachnida; Sarcoptiformes; Oppiidae
Source: the annotation of a GenBank genome assembly
AUAUCAAAGCGUUAUCAAUGGAUAAACAAAUUAAUAGCCAUUUUUCAGUUGGCAUUGGUUUCAGUGAUAAUAACAAACACUUCACGUAAAUCACAACUAAAUCCAAUUGUUAACCACUUUUCUCUGGACACCGAUUAUCACACAUCCCAUCGCCUGAAGACAUGUCGUCGGCACUGAUGGUGAAAGCGCUGCAAAAGCACCGGUCGAUGAAAGUGGCCGCUCUUGUCUCAUCGAUGGCUAAGCGCACUCUGUCUGCGGGUGCGGCCAAUCCGAACCCGAACCCACACGGGUGGCAGUCGUGGCGAGACAUACCCGACUCGAUGAUACCGACCUCUAGCCGUCGCGACCCCAAUAAUCCCAUUUACGGCACCCGACGAUACGUGAACUUUCGCAAGAAGCAGAUCUGGUCACAGAUACCGGACGGCACUCCCGUGUACUUGAAGUUUGGUGCGGCUGAUAAGGUGUUGUACUACGGGCUCAUUGUGGGCACAGCGGCACUCGUGCUGACCAACGUCUACCACAUUCUCGACCUGACGUUCGGCUUCUCUAAGAAGAAGAAGGCCUAAGCGUCUGGCCGUCAGCGGCGGUGCACAGGGAAGCGCACCGACCGCUGGCCAGACGGCUAUUGCCCAUAGUUUUUAGAGUAUAACAAAAGAGUUUUAAAUUAUAUGAAUAUUAAUGCAAACAAAAAAUUGAUUGUUUCUGUCAUUUGUUUUUUAGAUUUAGAUUUAAGAGUAAAUAAAAUUGAUUGAAAUUAUAAUUGCAUUUAGUUUUCAGUAUUGUAUUUAAGGGUUAAUUAAACUUAUAAACAGUAAAAUUGUUGCCAAAAUAUA